Caenorhabditis remanei is the source of this 1125-nucleotide messenger RNA. RefSeq lists its product as uncharacterized. NCBI's taxonomy places the organism in Eukaryota, Metazoa, Nematoda, Chromadorea, Rhabditida, Rhabditidae. The transcript is spliced from 4 exons. Bases 1 to 1125 code for a protein of 374 amino acids. The record is from RefSeq and is a predicted model, not a curated record.
AUGCUUGGUGACUGCUCGAAUUAUCAGGUCGAUGAAGACAUGGGAACAACUACGUCUAUGCCUAACUUCCAAAAAAUGGAACUAAUCACAAGGAGUAUCAAUCUCGCGUCAGCACGGUAUGGAUGCUGUUUUAAAGACACCGACUCAUCCAUUUUAAUUGGGGUCGGAAAUCAGCGUACGUCUAUAAUAUGCGGUUCCGCAGUUCCGGAAGUAAUAGUGGAAAAUUGCUUAAUCAGAGAAGAACUAUCAAAGUGGUUGAAGCCAACGGACACAAAUGAGUUGGAAACUAUGCUGAGCAUCCUUGAGAAGGUUAUUCCGAUUCUACCCUGCCGCUACAAUGCAGUAUAUCUGGAACUCGCUGAGAUGAGGACUAUUAGUAUUCAAGACGUCUUCUCUCAUUCUAUAAUCAGAAAUUCUGAAGGGAUAGUGAUUAAAGGUGACGAAGAAAUACCAUCAGACGAUUUGGACUAUAUUCUGGAAACAGCGUCACGAUUGAAACAUUUGAGACUUUUAAACACUAGUCCUCCAUACGGUUAUAAUCAUGGAAGAAUUUUCGAACUUAAAAAUUUCGAAUUCCCCACUUCCGAGUGGAUAAGCAUCGAGCAUCUGUUAAAAAUAAAAAAUAGCGUCAAAAUGAAUAUUGGAAAGAAUCGACUCAACUAUGCAGACUUGAACAGAUUCUUAAAGUACUGGAUUCAAAGUGAAAUUGAUAUGUUCAAUAAAUAUAUUCAUAUUGAAAUGGAGGAAGAUAUUCCGGAAGAUGUGUUGUUCAAUGGAAUCCUACGGUUGAAUUCUGACUAUUUUGAAGCAAUCUCAUAUUUCAUAAAAGCUGACUCAUAUCAGCAGCAGAGGAACAAACCAGUACUUAGUAUUUGGUAUGAGGAGCAAACAUUGAAACUCACCGCAUGGUCACCGGACAAACGUUGGCGGAAUGUAGAUGGAGAAACUGGAUCGUUUCAAGGAGAGUAUGAUGCAUUGAGAGCUGUGGAAAGACGGAUGGAAUUGGAACAAACAUUGAAGGAGAAUUAUGAUGAUGAAAAGAUCCUAAAUGAGAUUAGAGAGCUAAAUGAGCAGUUGGAACAGUUGCAGGAGGAAUUGAAUUUUACGAUUGCUGAAUGCAUUUAA